UCAGAGAGACGGAGAACCCAGACCUGCAGGUUCCCUCAGAGAGACGGAGAACCCAGACCUGCAGGUUCCCUCAGAGAGACGGAGAACCCAGACCUGAGAUGGAGGUUCUGAGGAGCUGGAGGGCCGACUGGAGGUUCCCCACCGCUCUGCUCUGCAUCUACGGGUUCCUCAGCACAGUGAAGCCCAUGGAACCGUUCCUCAUCAUGUACAUGACGGGACCCGACAAGAACCUCACCAUAGAACAGGUGAACAACACCAUCUUCCCCGUGUGGACCUACUCCUACCUGGCGGUGCUGGUGCCGGUGUUCCUGCUCACCGAUUGGCUGCGCUACAAGCCGGUGGUGAUGCUCCAGGCCGCGUCGCUCCUCGUCACCACGGCGAUGCUCCUGUGGCUGCGCAGCGUGGCGGCCAUGCAGGCCAUGCAGGCGUUCUACGGCGUGGCGACGGCCAGCGAGGUGGCCUACUACUCCUACAUCUACAGCGUGGUGCCGCUGCAGCACUACCGUGGGGCCACCUCCUGUGUGCGCGGCGCCGCGCUGCUGGGCCUCACCGUGGGCUCCGCGCUCGGCCAGCUGCUGGUCAGCUUCCGGCUGCUGAGCCUCGAUGACAUCAUGCUGCUGCCGCUGGGCUGCACCGCCGCCGCGCUGCUGGCGGCCGGCCUGCUGCCCGCGCCGCGGAGCAGCCUGUUCUUCCACCGCCGGCAGGGGGGCCCAGGGAGGACCACCAGGGACCAGCAGGUGGGGGAACCAGAGAGGACCACCAGAGACCAGCAGGUGGGGGAACCAGAGAGGACCACCAGAGACCAGCAGGUGGGGGAACCAGAGAGGACCACCAGAGACCAGCAGGUGGGGGAACCAGAGAGGACCACCAGAGACCAGCAGGUGGGGGAACCAGAGAGGACCACCAGGGACCAGCAGGUGGGGGAACCAGAGAGGACCACCAGAGACCAGCAGGUGGGGGAACCAGAGAGGACCACCAGAGACCAGCAGGUGGGGGAACCAGAGAGGACCACCAGGGACCAGCAGGUGGGGGAACCAGAGAGGACCACCAGGGACCAGCAGGUGGGGGAACCAGAGAGGACCACCAGAGACCAGCAGGUGGGGGAACCAGAGAGGACCACCAGAGACCAGCAGGUGGGGGAACCAGAGAGGACCACCAGAGACCAGCAGGUGGGGGAACCAGAGAGGACCACCAGGGACCAGCAGGUGGGGGAACCAGAGAAGACCACCAGGGACCAGCAGGUGGGGGAGAGCCAGGAUGGAGGCGGGUCCAGGCCCCAGGUCCUCCUCCGGCUGUGGAGGGACGUCUGCCGCUGCUACUCGUCCCGGCGGCUGCUCUCCUGGUCCGUCUGGUGGGCCGCGGCGUCCUGCGGCUACAACCAGACGGCCAACUACGUCCAGGUGCUGUGGGAGCAUGUGCAGCCGGCUCAGAACGCCAGCGUGUACCACGGCGGCGUGGAGGCCGUGUCCAACCUGCUGGGGGCUGCAGCCGCCUACGGGAUCGGCUUCUCGGCGGUGCGCUGGGAGCGGUGGGGCGAGCUGGCCGUGGGCGGCUGCUCCGGCCUGCAGGCGGCGGCUCUGUUCCUCAUGACCUUCAGCGGCAGCAUCUGGCUCUGCUACGCCGGCUACGUGGCGUUCAAGUGCCUCCACCUGCUGCUCAUCACCAUCGCCACCUUCCAGGUGGCAGCGGACCUCUCCAUGGAGAGGUACGCUCUGGUGUUCGGCGUCAACACCUUCGGAGCUUUGGUUCUGCAGACCAUCAUCACGUCUGUGGUCGUGGACAGAGGAGGACUGGGCCUCGGCAUCAUCGCUCAGUUCACCAUCAACGCCGGCUUCUUCUCUGUCAUCGCCGUGGUUUAUUCUCUACUGGGGAUGCUGAUGCUCUGGAGACGGCAGCGCAGCAACGAGGCCCCCGAGUCCAUUUCCCCGGUCAGAACCUCCAGGUUCUGAGGUCCAGAACAGGAGGACCCGUCUUCUGGUCCCCACUGUGUCCACAUGACACGUGUGUGUGUAUAUAUAUAUAUACACACAUAUAUUAAUAUAUAUACACACAUAUAUAGCGGAUCGUCAGGUCUGCAGAAAGAACCAUUGGUUCCAGCCUCCCCUCCAUUCUGGACUUGUACACCGCCAGUCAGGAAGCGGGCAGGAAAGAUCACUGCAGACCCUUCACACCCUGGACACAAGCUGUUCCAACUCCUGCCCUCUGGUAGGCGCUACAGAGCACUGUACGCCAAAACCACCAGACACAGAAAUAGCUUCUUUCCACUGGCCGUCACCAUGAUGAACAAUUAAUCAGACUCUUCCAUCUACACUAUCUGCACUUUUUGACUACUGUCUUUAAUGUCUUUUUUAUAUUUAUCCCGCUUAUUGUAUAUUGUGUGUGUGUAUAAGUACGGAAGAGCAAAGUGAAACCGGAGUCAAAUUCCAUGUAUGUGCAAACCUACAUGGCCAUUAAAGCUGAUUCUAUUCUAUAUAUAUUAAUAUAUAUAUAUACACACACAUAUAUAUAUAUGUGUGUGUAUAUA
Molecule: messenger RNA, 2524 nt
Organism: Pseudoliparis swirei
Lineage: Eukaryota; Metazoa; Chordata; Actinopteri; Perciformes; Liparidae
Product: thiamine transporter 1-like
Exons: 8
Coding region: 99-1949 (616 amino acids)
Biological process (GO): transmembrane transport; vitamin transport
Cellular component (GO): plasma membrane
Molecular function (GO): vitamin transmembrane transporter activity
Source: RefSeq, a predicted model, not a curated record